GUGAGGUCUGAACCAUGAACCUGUCGUGACGAUCCAUGCCCGAAGCUGUGGUCCGCCAAGUUUAAUUGUGUGCCUGCUCUCCAACGUCAUUUCUAUCUACAACUCAACAACAACAACAACGAGAGGUGUACGAUCAUCGCCGACAGAUACUGCCAGCACGGUAUUUGAUUCUGGACUACAGCACGAGUCAGAGUGGGUUUCACUACUUGCAGCAUCGGGCUCGCGCUGGCCAAGGCGCAAUGUCAAAUUACAAUAUGAACCAACACGGAUUGCUUCCAUUGCUGGCGCGCAAUCGAGCUGAGUACGCACUAGCUCCGACUCCCGUCGACGACUUCGACUUUGCAGCUCUCCUUGCUGGGGCAGACAACGACUAUCUUGGGGAGGAUGACUCGCCAUCCUCCCGCUCGGGCGGCGCAUUGAGCUCGGGUGGCGGCAUUGCCAGCUUGUCUUCACCCUUUGGAGUUCCUUCUGGCCAGAUUCUACGGAGCAGUAGCAGCAGCGACAACAAUGGCAGCGGCAGUGUAUCCGUCAGCAGCAGAAGGCAGAAGCUUGAGCGGAGAGGGCACACCAAGAGCCGCAGGGGCUGCUAUAACUGCAAACGACGGCGCAUCAAGUGUCAGGAGACUCACCCCGCAUGCGGUCACUGCGUCAAGAGUUCUCUAAGCUGCGAGUAUCCCGUGACACCCCAGAUCACGCACCAGCCACAACACCAGAUACCGCUCUUCAGUCUCCAUGACAUGCGGUUCUUUCAGCACUUCCUCCAGACCUGCUUCCCAACACACCCCCUUGGCAACGAGAGUGUUUGGACGCAUGAGGUGCCAUGUCUAGCACAGGAUCACGAAUACCUGAUGCACGCGAUUCUAGGGCUGGCAGCCUCCGAGAUGAUGGCCGGAGACCCGAGCCUAGUCACGUUCGCCAUGGCGCACCGCCUGAAGGCCAUCAAGGCCAUCAAGAAGACGCUUGCCAACGUGCCCAAGGCUAGCACCUUUGAAGAAGGCAAUGCGCUCAUGGCGACGUGCUUUGCGCUGACGUUCCAGUCCGUCUGCCUGAAUGACGGGAUGGCCGAAUUCAUGACAUUUUGCCGUGGUAUCAUCAUUGUUGCGAUACAGAUGUACCACAAGGGCAGUCGGUUCAUCUUCCAUGACUUUGUCGGCGAGGACCAGAUGGCUAUCCUGCAGCCCAAGAUGGAACAGGUCCCGCCAAUUCUGUCAGAGCUCACGGACGCGGCGAUGGCGUCUCUCCGGCAGUUCGAGCCGUUGCUGACGAGACAGAUUGACAAGGACUAUCAUGCGUUCCUGGUCAAGAUUACCGAGGCGCUGUACACGGAUUCAUUCAAGGCAUACAAGAUCCUCUGCGAACACUAUGGAUGGUGGAUGCAAAUCCCACACGAGCAGUUCCAGCAGGUCAUUGACCCGGCCAACACGACCAUGGUGAUCCUGGCUGCGCACUGGAUUGCGCUGAAGCAGAUUAUGGCGCCCAUCACCUCGAUCGAGCACGAGGGGCGCACGGACGAGUCGAAGGCCCAGGGAGAGAAGCUGGGAAUGAUCCGCUGGCUACGGCACUUGAACCGGCUUGUGCCGGGCACGGCCACAGCGGCCGAUGGGAAAGGUGAUGGGGCUGGUGGUGGACAGGUGGGAUCACGGUCGGACCUGGGCAAGUACCUCGCGUGGCCGAGGUGGGUUGAGGCGCAGCUGGAUGAGGACCUGGGCUAUUUUGGCCGAAAUCAGGACUGGCGGUGGCUGAGAAUGAGUUGAUCACGCGGGGGAAGGGACACCUGGGUUUUGCAUACUGGUUCUUAUCUCUGUGCUGCGGCGUUUCUAUAUAAACUUUGCAGUUUUCUCGAGGCCACUUUAAACAAAGCGCAUUUCCGCCAUCGUGAA
Messenger RNA from Microdochium trichocladiopsis, 1880 nucleotides. RefSeq lists its product as uncharacterized. The transcript has 5 exons. Gene Ontology annotation, biological process: regulation of transcription by RNA polymerase II. The coding region runs from base 240 to 1754 and encodes 504 amino acids. Lineage: Eukaryota; Fungi; Ascomycota; Sordariomycetes; Xylariales; Microdochiaceae. Gene Ontology annotation, molecular function: zinc ion binding; DNA-binding transcription activator activity, RNA polymerase II-specific. The record is from RefSeq and is a predicted model, not a curated record.